This is a messenger RNA of Eublepharis macularius, 12008 nucleotides long. RefSeq names its product ASH1 like histone lysine methyltransferase (gene ASH1L). Gene Ontology annotation, molecular function: DNA binding; histone methyltransferase activity; protein binding. NCBI's taxonomy places the organism in Eukaryota, Metazoa, Chordata, Lepidosauria, Squamata, Eublepharidae. Bases 327 to 9509 code for a protein of 3060 amino acids. The record is from RefSeq and is a predicted model, not a curated record. The transcript has 28 exons. Gene Ontology annotation, cellular component: nucleus.
CGCCGUCGCUGCCGCCGCUCCCGCCGCCAUUUUGGAUCCGCGGCCGCCCUCAGCGCGGCGCGAAGGGGAGCCCGCCCGCCCCCGCGACGCCCUUUCCCGGCUCGCUGCCGCCCCCUCCCCCGGAACGGCGCGCGGGGCUCGCCUUGGCCUGGCCUGGCCACGCAGGGCGGGUGGCCGGGCCUUGGGAGGAUGAGGCGCUGCGGAGGAGCCCCGGCCGGGCCUCGCUGCGAUACGUGAGAAGAUGCUGGCUGCAAGUUUCUAGGAAGAUUUUUACUGUGGACCAUAUGCCUGCUGUGUUCUGAAGUUUUGCAACAGCACGUACUGUGAUGGACCCUCAGAAUACUGCUAUGUUAGGGCUGGGUUCUGGUUCUGAAGGGUUUUCUGGGAAAAGCCCCUCUGCAGUUGCCACGGGUGUGGCGGGAGGCAGAAGAGAGUUGGAGCUAGAUGGUAGCACUAAGGAGGAGGAAGAGAAGAAGAGGAGCUGUGAGGAGAACGAUGGCGAGAUUGGCAAGGAUGAGAGUCUGUCUGACUCCCAGCAGCAGUUUUCCGUGAAAGAAACAAACUUUUCAGAGGGAAAUUUAAAACUGAAAAUCGGUCUUCAAGCUAAGAGAACUAAAAAACCUCCUAAGAAUCUGGAAAAUUAUGUCUGCCGGCCUGCCAUAAAAACCACUAUAAAGCAGCCCAGGAGGGUACAGAAGAGUGGGAAGAUGACAGAGGAGAAGAAUGACCCCGGCCCUGCAAAGCAAGACCCAGCAAAACUGUACAAGAAAGGUGGCGAUACCACAGCCGUUGAAUGCUCCACAGCUGAAGGCAGGCCGAGGGAAAGCAGUCCACUUUCGAAGAAACUUUCACCGUUGCACUCUGAAGCGACCGAUUAUGGGAAGUCGGCACUUUCUACUCCGGUCAGUAGCCGCGAUCCAGACACAAAAGACAAAGCUCAGAUUAAUGGAGCCACCACCGUAACAGAAAAAUUGGCUCAGCUCAUCGCCACUUGCCCCCCACUGAAGUCUUCCAAGACAAAGCAAAAGAAGCCAGUCAUGGGGAUUGCUUCUGAAUUUGCUAAAGACUCUGGAAAGAAACUUCCGCCGACGGGGAGCCCAGCUGCGGCACCUAGCAAGGACUUUGGGAAGAAACUACCUGGCAGCGGGAGUAUGGGCACUACAUUAGGCCACAAGGAUUUUGCAAAGAAGGCACCGGGGACUAGCAGUGGAGCUGGGUUAAUCAGCAAAGACUCUGGGGCUAAAAAGCAACCAGGGACAUGCCCUAGUGCGGCUGGACUAGUUAGUAAGGACUGUGGGAAGAAGCUGCCAAUCCUUACUGCUCCAGUAGGGUUGGUCAACAAGGAAAGUGGAAGGAAGCCACUUGUGACUGGUGUGCCAGUUGGGCUAGUCAGUAAGGAAUCUGGGAAAAGGUUUCUGGGGUCUAGCGGUCCAAUUGGAUUGAUUAAUAAGGAGACUGGUAAAAAGCUGCUAGGGACUGCCAGUCCUCCUGGGUUGGUUAACAAGGACUUGGGGAAAAAAUUACCAGUGUCCAGCAGUCCAAUUGGAUUGGUUAAUAAGGAUACAGGAAAGAAAUAUCCAGGUUCAGACGGCCCAAUUGGGCUGCUUAACAAGGACUUGGUAAAGAAACUGCCCAUGGCCAGUAGUCCAAGUGGUUUGGCUAACAAAGACUCUGGCAAGAAGCUCUUGGGGGUUACUGGUCCAGUUGGGUUGGUUACAAAAGAAUUGGGAAGGAAGGUGUUGGGCACUGGUAUUUCACCCGGUUUAGCUGUUAAGGAUGCUGGAAAGAAAAUGGCAGGGGCCAGUAGUCCACUUGGGUUGACUCACAAAGACUCUGGGGCUCUGAAAGCAGCAGACGUGGGUAGCACUUCCUCGGAGCCCUUCAGACGCUUUUGCAGUGGAAGCGUCAUCAGUCUUGACGGUCCUGAGCCCACAACCCUGUUGAAAGACAGCAGCAGCAGCAUUAAAACGUUUGAGAAACAUGUUCCAAGGCAGAGCAAAGAGAGCAUCCCAGAAAAGCUGGCAGUUCAAAGAGAUGUCUCAGGUGUAGGCAAGGAAGGGGCCUGCGUACCGCAGGACGCUUCUUCGCCGAGUGAAAGGAGCACUUCUGAUGCAUCGAAGCAUGAGAAGCAGCUGCCGGUGUAUUGCACUUCCCCGGAUUUCAGGACAGCAGGAGGCGCUUCUGAUCUGAAUACGGCCAAAUCUCCAUUUAGUGCUGUAGGAGAGGGGAACCUCCCACCCCCCUCUCCAGCAGCCUCUGUCACGGCUUUAACCCGAAGCCCCACAUCGACCUUGGCUCAGUUAACUUCCAACCCCUUGCAUUUAAAUAGCACACCAGAGCUCUUAGAAGGAAUUUCCGAGCCGAUUAGUAAGACCCCGUUCUCCACUGACAGCGCACGCUCAUCAGCGAACAGGCUGUCAAAUCCCAGCUCACACACUACCAGCAAAGGGAUCGGUAGGGAAUUAAAUGAGUCCAAAGCUGCCCAGACAGAUACCCCAAAACCUAGCCCUGCCAUAGGCAAAAAGCUCAGCUUGGCCACCAGUUCAAACAUCCGUGCCACUAUUGCCCCUUCGGUGGUUAGCUUCUCCAGCUUAUUUAACAAUAAACCCAUUCUAAAAAUUGGUGCCAUGACUGCAUCGGGGAGACCGUGCCAAGACUCCCUGAGCAGCAGUGGUGAUCCACAAACAAAGCCCUUGAAGAAAAGGAAAGGAAGGAAGCCGCGCUGGACCAAGGUGGUCUCCCGGAGCACCUACCGGCCUCCCAACGAUCUAGAAUUAGGAAGGCAUGAUCUUUUCAAAACCAUGUCUUGCAGCGCACUGUCCAACAGUAACCUGGACCAGGCCAAGCUCUUUAAAAACUCAGGCCCACCUUCCUUUGCAGAGCAUGAAUUUGUCAAGCAUCAGCUGCCGAAGCUGAACAAAUCCAGUAGCAUGCAGACUCUGCCUCUGCUUAAUAACAUUGAUAAGGAAUCCAGUAAAUUUUACAGUCCUCACAUGCAGGCUUCCGGUGGGUGUGUUUCGGAUGAAUUGUUAACUGAUAUGUACAAGUCCAAAAGGGGCAGAUCAAAAUCCAAAGAGAUGCCCCAUUUGGAAGGCCCUCCAAAGCGAACCUUGAAGAUCCCUGCCUCAAAGGUUUUUUCAGUACAGUCCAAGGAAGAGCAGGAGCCUCCAGUGCUGCAUCCAGAGGUUGAAAUUCCUUCCUUUCGACAGAGCCUUGUGGAGCACGCUUUUCCAAAGAAGAGAGGUCGACCGAAAAGACAGAUCAGGUCGGGGGUCAAAAUGAAGCCCCCUGUUCUGUCUGUAGCUCCUUUCGUCUCCACGGACAGUUCCGACAUGCUGGAGCCCGAGAGUGACCAUCAGCAGAAUGAGGGGUUCUUUGAAAUGACGGAUCAGCUUGAAGACCCAGAGGAACUUGGGAAAACAAAUGCCUGUACGACAAGCGACCUUGAGGUAGAUCCAGACAGAAAAGAGUCCAAGCGAAACAACGGGCAGCUUAUGAAAACCAUCAUCAGGAAAAUCAACAAGAUGAAGACCUUAAAGCGAAAAAAGCUCUUGAAUCAAAUCCUCUCGUCUACUGCGGCUGAACCAAAUAAAGGGAAAGUGCAAUCCAAGCUCCACACAACGGUGUCAACCCUUGCUGCCACGUUCGGCUCGAAACUGGGCCAGCAGAUCAACGUCAGCAAGAAAGGAACGAUCUACAUAGGAAAAAGGCGAGGCAGGAAGCCCAAAGCAGUCCUGAAUGGCAUCUUGGGUAAUUCUGCCAGUUUGGCUGUUCUUGAAAAGUCGGCCCAUCAAGCAGGAGGGACAGCACUGGGCCAAGCAGUCCCCCCGUUGCUGACUUCUGCCUCUAAUAAUUCUGAGAUUCUUCCAUCGCCUGUUUGUUCUCAGUCGUCUGGGGUGAGUGGGGGCCAGAGCCCUGUCAGCAGCGAUAUGGGCUUUGUGGAGCCCAAUUCGGUUCCGUAUUUACACCUCCACUCCAGACAGGGGAGUGUGGUUCAGACCCUAGCAAUGAGAAAGGCCUCCAAGGCCAGGAGGCGGCUCUCCCCACCAACUCUGCUCCCAAAUUCCCCAUCCCACAUGAGUGAGCUAAGCUCACUGAAGGAAGCGACCCCGUCGCCUAUCAGCGAGUCCCACAGUGACGAGACAAUUCCCAGUGACAGUGGAAUUGGAACUGAUAACAACAGCACUUCCGACAGGGCCGAGAAGUUCUGUGGCCCCAAAAAACGGCGGCAUUCCUUUGAUCAUGUCUCCCUCGUCCCCCCUGAGACCUCCACUGUCCUGAGUGGUCUUAAGGAGAAACACAAGCACAAGUGUAAACGCAGGAGCCAUGACUACCUGGCCUACGACAAGAUGAAAAGGCAGAAGCGGAAGAGGAAGAAGAAGUAUCCACAGUUGCGGGGAAGGCAGGACCCUGAUUUCCUAGCGGAACUGGAGGAUCUGAUAAGUCGGUUGAGUGAGAUCCGGAUAACCCACCGCAGCCACCAUUUUAUCCCCCGGGACUUGCUGCCGACCAUCUUCCGAAUCAAUUUCAACAGCUUCUACACCCACCCUACUUUUCCUUUGGAUCCUUUGCACUACAUCCGGAAGCCUGACUUGAAGAAGAAGCGAGGCCGGCCCCCCAAAAUGAGGGAGGCGAUGGCUGAAAUGCCCUUCGUGCAUAGCCUCAGUUUCCCCCUUUCCAGUACUGGAUUCUACCCCUCCUAUGGUAUGCCUUACUCUCCUUCUCCUCUUGCUGCUGCUCCCAUUGGCUUGGGGUAUUAUGGGCGGUACCCACCAACACUUUACCCCCCUCCCCCCUCCCCUUCGUUUACAACCCCGUUGCCCCCUCCGUCUUACAUGCACACUGGCCAUUUGCUCCUCAACCCAGCCAAAUACCACAAGAAGAAACAUAAGCUGCUGCGCCAGGAGGCUUUCCUCACUGCCAGCCGUGCGCCCCUUCUCUCCAUGAGCACCUACCACCCCAGUGUCCCGCCGGAGAUGGCCUACGGCUGGAUGCUGGAACACAAGCACCGGCAUCGCCACAAGCACCGCGAACACCGCUCCUCGGAGCAGCCUCAGGUCUCCAUGGAGGCCUUGGCUGCCAAUGGCUCUUCCCGCACCGUCUUGGAGUCUUUGAAGCGUUACCGCUUUGGGAAGGAGGCAGUGAGCGAGAGGUACAAGCAUAAGGACAAACACCGAUGUCAUAUGGCGUGCCCACACCUGUCCCCUUCGAAAGGCCUGCUAGGCAGGGAGGAGCAGUGGGUCAGGAGGGAGCCAGCAGAGUCGAAUUCGCUCUCGCUAGGAUUACAGACACCGUUGCAGAUCGACUGUUUGGACACUCCGCCCAGCCUGCCUUUAGGGCGAUUCACUCCAAGUUCCGAGCCAGCCAGCAGCGAUGAACACACAAACCUUUUUACCAGUGCAAUAGGUAGCUGCCGAGCGGCUGGCUCUUCCAGUGCUGGUGGACGUAAAAAAAUAUCUGACAGCUCGGGACUGUUCAGCCCCCAGGAAGCAUCGCUCAGUCGACCCUUGAGGAAGGAGACGUUGCCUCCCAUGGAGAAGGCGCUGACAACCCUGUCAGGCACGCUUCCAGCGCAGGACAAGUCCUCACAGAGGCAAACAGAGGUCACGAGCUGCAGCCCUUCCAGAAAGAGGUCUUCGUCUGAGAGUACAUCUUCCACAGUGGUUGGGAUGCCUGCACGAAGUACACGGCUAGGAAGCGCCGUGGAAGAUUCAAUGGAUAAUCUAUUGCAGCACAUGUCUCAGCACGAUAGUCAGGCUGUGUUGGACAAAACCCUUGAGGCUGUCAUGGCAAGUGCCCCUGCUCCCCCUUCUAGGAGCCCCAGCCGAAGCCCCAGCAGGGAGAAGAGCAGCGGCCUCUUGGUCACGGGUGUUCUGGGCGACUCGGGCAACGAAGGCCUCUCUCUCCUUUCCGACCGCUUGUCAGGCAGUUACUCCCCGCAUCACCUCAAGAGGAGCAUGGUGGAAGCCAUGCAGCGCCAGGCGAGGAAAAUGUGCAAUUACGAUAAGAUCUUAGCCACCAAGAAAAACCUGGACCACGUGAACAAAAUUCUGAAAGCCAAGAAACUUCAGCGACAGUCACGGACCGGCAACAAUUUUGUGAAGCGCAGGCCGGGCAGGCCCAGGAAGUACCCCUUGCAGUCGAUGGUUUCGGUGCACGCCCUCCAAGUGAGCCGGUUUGUUGGCCCAGACCUGGACAGCGGGGACAAAGACUGCCUGCUCCACCGCGGCCCCGACACUGUGACAGACGCUAUAGAAUCGGUGGUUCAGGGGGUGAAUGUGAAAGGGUGGAAGAGGAAGAGGUGGCUGGAGGAGGAACAAGCCCGGAAGAGGCAGAAGCCUCUGCCAGAAGAUGAGCAGGAGAGCAACAAAAGCUUCCCUGAGACUGCAGCCGAGUGCCCCACUCCUGAUGAGGCAACGGUAAAGCCGCCCGAGCCGGAGAAAGUCGAGCAGCAGCCUUUGGCUUCCCUUGUCCAGCGUGAGAAGAAAGCUCCCCGCCCCCCAAAGAAGAAGUACCAGAAGGCAGGCCUGUACUCUGACGUGUACAAAACAACCGACCCCAAAAGCCGCCUGAUCCAGCUAAAGAAGGAGAAGCUAGAGUACACUCCGGGAGAGCACGAGUACGGAUUGUUCCCGGCCCCUAUUCACGUGGGAAAAUAUCUACGACAGAAGCGGAUAGACUUCCAGCUGCCGUAUGACAUUCUCUGGCAGUGGAAACAUAAUCAGUUGUAUAAAAAGCCAGAUGUCCCGCUUUACAAGAAAAUCCGUUCUAACGUUUAUGUGGACGUUAAACCUCUCUCUGGUUACGAGGCCACCACUUGCAACUGUAAGAAACCAGAGGAUGGGAACAAGAAGGGCUGUCAGGACGAAUGUUUGAACAGGAUGAUCUUUGCUGAGUGCUCCCCCAAUACCUGCCCUUGCGGAGAUCAGUGCUGCAACCAGCGGAUCCAGAGGCACGAGUGGGUGCAGUGCUUGGAGCGCUUCCGGGCAGAGGAGAAAGGGUGGGGCAUUCGCACAAAAGAGCCCCUGAAAGCCGGGCAGUUCAUCAUCGAAUACUUGGGAGAAGUGGUCAGCGAGCAAGAGUUCAGGAACCGGAUGAUUGAGCAGUACCACAACCACAGCGAUCACUACUGUCUCAACCUCGAUAGCGGGAUGGUGAUUGACAGCUAUCGCAUGGGCAACGAGGCACGCUUCAUCAAUCACAGCUGCAAUCCAAACUGUGAGAUGCAGAAAUGGUCUGUCAAUGGAGUCUACCGGAUAGGGUUGUAUGCUCUGAAGGACAUGCCUGCUGGCACCGAACUAACAUAUGACUACAACUUCCACUCCUUCAAUGUGGAAAAGCAGCAACUCUGCAAGUGCGGCUUCGACAAGUGCAGGGGCAUCAUCGGGGGGAGGAGCCAGCGAGUGAACGGUCUCCUGAGCAAAACCAACCAGCCAGUCACUGCCCAGAGGAGGCCCAGCCGGUCCAAAGAGAAGAGGAAAUCAAAGCACAAGUUGAAGAAGAGGAAGGGUCACAUGCACGAGGAGUCCAGCGAAAGUUCAAGCACGCCAACGAGGUUGACUCCACAGCUGCAAAUGAAGCCGAUGUCCAACAGGGAAAGGAAUUUUGUGUUGAAACAUCAUGUUUUCCUGGUGCGCAACUGGGAGAAGAUCCGGCAGAAGCAAGAGGAAGUCAAACACGCCAAUGACAACCUUCACUCUGCCUCCUUAUACACACGUUGGAAUGGGAUGUGCCGGGAUGAUGGCAACAUAAAAUCGGAUGUCUUCAUGACGCAGUUCUCCGCUCUGCAGACCUCCCGCUCCGUGCGGACGCGGCGGCUGGCUGCAGCUGAGGAGAACAUCGAAGUGGCGCGAGCAGCACGCCUCGCGCAAAUCUUCAAGGAGAUCUGCGACGGCAUCAUCUCGUACAAAGGUGACGGCAGCAGAGCACCGAAAGCCAGAGCCGAGCGCAUAGCGGCCUCCAGCGUAACAGGGCCGGAUUCCUCCCGGCAGGCACUCGCCGCUCCACUGCUGAAUCUUCCCCCCAAGAAAAAGAAUGCAGAUUACUAUGAGAAGAUUUCUGACCCCCUCGACCUCGCCACCAUUGAGAAGCAGAUCCUGACAGGAUAUUACAAAACGGUAGAAGCUUUUGACGGCGACAUGCUGAAGGUCUUCCGCAAUGCCGAGAAAUACUACGGCAGGAAGUCUCCGAUUGGGCGGGACGUCUGCCGGCUUCGGAAGGCGUACUACAAUGCCCGCCACGAGGCAGCUGCCCAGAUUGACGAGAUCGUGGGGGAGACAGCGAGCGAGGCAGACAGCAGUGAGACUUCCAUGUGCGAGAAGGAGAACGGGCACGAGAAGGAUGAGGAUGUGAUCCGAUGCAUCUGCGGCUUGUACAAAGAUGAAGGGCUCAUGAUCCAGUGCGACAAGUGCAUGGUGUGGCAGCACUGCGACUGCAUGGGAGUGAAUUCUGACGUUGAACACUAUUUGUGUGAGCAGUGUGAACCUCGCACGGUGGACAGGGAGGUUCCUAUGAUUCCCAGACCUCAUUAUGCCCAGCCUGGUUGUGUUUAUUUCAUCUGUCUGUUACGGGAUGAUCUCUUGCUUCGCCAAGGUGACUGUGUGUACCUGAUGAGAGACAGCCGAAGGACCCCAGAUGGCCACCCGGUCCGGCAGUCAUAUCGCCUGCUGUCCCACAUCAAUCGAGAGAGGCUUGACAUCUUCCGCAUUGAAAAACUCUGGAAAAAUGAGAAGGAGGAGCGGUUUGCGUUUGGCCACCACUAUUUCCGUCCGCAUGAAACGCACCACUCCCCCUCCCGCAAGUUCUACCACAACGAGCUGUUCCGGGUGCCACUGUAUGAGAUAAUCCCCUUGGAGGCGGUCGUGGGGACCUGCUGCGUGCUGGAUCUCUAUACCUAUUGCAAAGGAAGGCCGAAAGGGGUCAAAGAACAGGACGUGUACAUCUGCGAUUACCGCCUCGACAAAUCAGCCCAUCUCUUCUACAAGAUCCACCGCAACCGCUAUCCAGUGUGCACCAAGUCCUACGCCUUUGACCACUUUCCCAAAAGGCUCACACCGAAGAGAGACUUCUCGCCUCAUUAUGUACCAGACAACUACAAGAGAAAUGGAGGCAGGUCAUCUUGGAAAUCCGACCGGUCCAAGUCCCAGAAUAAAGACCUCAGCCACGAGGAAGACCCCCUUCCCCUCAUGGAAGAUGUGACCCCGGGUCAGGAGCAGGCGCCCACAGAGCAAACGCCCAGCCUGGAGGAGCCGGAGAAGGAGGCGCUCUCCCAGGAGAACAGUGAUGUGGACAGAAAGGUGGAGGAGAGCAGCCCCGUCCCCAGGAGGCCGUGCACCCCGGAGGAACGCCGGCACAUGCAGCGGGAGAGGCUGAACCAAAUCCUCCUGACCCUUCUAGAGAAAAUCCCAGGGAAGAACGCCAUUGAUGUCACCUACCUACUGGAGGAAGGCUCGGGGCGCAAGCUGCGGCGACGCACGCUGGGUCUCCCAGAGAGCAGCUUCAGGAAGUGAUGCCGUGUCCCAGAGAGAGGCUGUGGCCUGGAGAUGCGCUGUCAGAUAUACGUGAGAGGGACAGAUGGGCGUUGGUUUUACCGCUGACCUGUGCCUCGCGGUGCACGUUGAGUGGGAGGGGCCCAGGAGGUAGAAGAUAACUGACAAACGGUUCUGUAGCACUUAGAGGAUGCGAUUGGGUGGGCAGGCAGGCGGCCCCGCCCUGCCCCGCCUGGCAGUGCUCUUAUGAUGUGUGUGGUGUUGGGCGUGCCUUGUUGUCAAUGUUAAGGUACUAAGGAAACCUUGUGGUUAUUUGUCCAAGAUGGUCAAAUUUUUAAUUUAUUUUUUGGCUCCAACAUCCUUGGUCAGAGGAAGGUAAAAGGGGUGUACGGAAGGGAGGGGGGAAGUUAACAGGUCCGGAACUGCUCAACUUCAGUAGGAAUCCCUCCCAGUACGCAUCGUUUCCCCUGUGAUCGCAUGCCAGGAGGCAGCCUGACCGUGGCAGCAGUGGGCACAGGAGGAGGCGUCCAGGCCUGGAAGGGGCCGAAAGCAUAGGCUGCACUUGUAGGGGCAGGGGCUUGCGCAAGACACGUCCAAGGAAAAGCAACGCUUUGACCGCAAGAGGCCCGUCGGACGUAUUGCGCGGAAGUGCCCCAGUCUGCUCGAAAGCUCCCAGCAAAGCAGUUUGCUCGAAGCCCUUGUUCUACAUUCUGAGACACGGGGGUGGGCGGGGAGGGUGAUUUUUAAUUUUUUUGCUGCAGAGAAAUUUUAUAAAGCGAGUCCGAUCCCUAAUGCCACCCCAUUUGGGUUUUCUUGUUUUAUUUUAAUUUUUCCCCCCCUAAGCUGUGGUUUUCUUGUGUGUCCAGUGUAUUGUGGAAAUUUUAAAAAAAAACUGUCAAAACGGCAAAGAUGAAAAAAAAAAACCAACUUUCACUACAUGAACCGUCAAGCAGUAUUUCUGAGCGAGUAUUUGUUGUGAGCUGUAAACUAUUACCCACUGAUAACACUACUCUUGUGUUCCAUUCUUUUUUUUAAAAAAACCCAACAAAACGAAACAAAAAAAACAACAACCCCUGUACAGCUUAAAGCGUCCGUCUCUCAAAGAGACAGUGUAUUUCAUGCUCCUGCCUCUCUCUGCCCCUUGACUCUCAUUUGGUUGUAGAGAAAGGAAUAGUCUCCUUGCAGAGGUGCCUGGUUGAACAGCACCUGGGGCCGCACCAGAAGGAAGGUCCCUCUGCGAGGUCAAGCUGUUCCUUGGCCGAGAGGUCGGGCGCAGGCAAAGGGAGCUGACAGUGAGGCAUACACUGAUCUUUAAGUGUGGCUUUGCUCCUGUCUCUCUUUUGACGUCCAUAUGCAUAUUACGGUCCUGUUUUAGAUGUCCUUAUAAGAGAAACCCGUUUUUAAAUGUGCCAAGUUGUAUAUAUAUCUUAUCUCUUUUCUUUUUUUCCUUUAUUUUCGUUUUGUUUUGCUGAGUGGUUGUAAAGCAAUAUGAUAGCUCUCCAUGUUCUUUCCUGACGGACCAAGCUCGUCCCGAUUGUACAUUCUUGUUAAACUAUAAUUAUUAUUUUACUCUUAGUUGGAACAAAAGGCUCAUUCCAUUUAAAUUUUACCUGACGAUUUAAAAAAAAAAAAAUUUAAAGAGAAAAAGAAAGAGGGGAAAAGAAAAAACCCUUUGAAGAAAAAAAUAUUUUAUUAAAAACAAAAAGACAAAUAAGAAAAUAGUUUGGAAUAUUUUCUUACUGUAGAGAAGCAUUGUACAGGAAAACCCCGAGUAUAAAAUACUCAUACCGUGUUGUGGGGAAUGGGGUAGGGUUCGAGGGGGUGGGAUAAUCGCAUGUCCGAAAACCUUUGAGUUGCUCCAUUUAGUUCAAAACGGGGGGAAAUCAUUGUCUCAAAAUGGUGUUAAACACUAAAAAAAAGUCCUUUUAAAAAUAAUAAUAAUGAAAGCACGCCCAGAAGCGAGACACUAGCUCUGCCAUUUUAUCUUUCUUUUGUUGAAAGACUAAAAAAAAAAAAACGGUAUUUUUUAGACAAUCAAAUUCUAGGUAAGUGUGAAGAAUUUGCGUUGUUGGGUUGGUUCCUUUUCUUUUUUUUUUAGUUUUUGUUUUCUUACUGGUGUAGAAAAUUACUGACUUUUUUUUAAAAAUUCGGGUGGGGGGAGGCAGGGGAUUAUUUUGUAUUAACUGAGGAGAGUGGCAGCGUUUCGACUGAUCGCUGAUGGAAGCCCAGAGGGGGAGGACAAAAAAAACCAGACAAACCCCAAAAGAAGCACUACGUUUGUUUCAAAUAUAGAUACGAACUCUUUUUAGUCUGCAUGGGGAUAGGCCGUGUGGUUGCUGAGAAGAAAUGCUGCUAAUAUAUUUCCUUUUUACAAGAGCAUAUCUAAAUAGACCAUUGUUUUGAUGUUAAUCUUUGUAAAUUAUGUAUUACCAAUUUUAACAUUGGAUGUAAUUGCAUAAAAAGCCUGCAUCUCAAAUAUUGAGAGAUUCUAGUAUUAAAUGGAAAAAAAAAUGUUUCCUA